Molecule: messenger RNA, 1347 nt
Organism: Botrytis cinerea B05.10
Lineage: Eukaryota; Fungi; Ascomycota; Leotiomycetes; Helotiales; Sclerotiniaceae
Exons: 4
Coding region: 208-882 (224 amino acids)
Source: RefSeq, a predicted model, not a curated record
GAUUUAUCUGGGCUAUGCUGCUACUCAACUGCUUCGCUUCUUCUCUCUACCAAAACCAUAUCCAAACGCAACCUCGCGAUCUCACAAAAACAGCCACAACUUCGCCAUUCCUACAAAUUAACUUGCGCAUUCAAAGUUAUCGUCGCAAAGAAACAAUAAUUCGAAAAGGAAUUAUCUCAUCUCGUACAAAAAUCGACAUUCGCAAAUAUGACAACCUUGACUUUGACCGCGAAGGAGACUGAAAUGCUUGUUGCUGUUAUGUCUGAGAUGGGGGAGAUUCCGAGCACUAUCAACUUCGAACGUGUCGCCGCUCGAGUUAAUGUCAAGUUUGCCAGAAACGCUCGUCAAAGCUUCAAAAAUCUAUUUGAAAAGUUGAAGAAGCAAGCCGGACCUUCUCCAGAUGAUGGGUAUGGUGCUGUUCCUCCCACUCCCGUCAAGAGAAGUUCUCCAAAGAAGAAGGUUGGCCCAAAGAACGGUCCCAUCAAAGCCAAUCCUAAGCCCAGAGGAAAGAAGACGGCAGUCAAGAAGGAAGUCAAGAAGGAAGAAGUUGAUAGUGGUGAUGAGUUAGCAGAGCCAGUAUUGGAUGACGAAGAUGGCAAGUUACCAGAACAUGUUCCUUCCCUCAAUGCCAAAAUUCUUGGAAAGAACGCCGUUGUUACCCCCUCUACUGGAUGUUCUGAAAGUCUUCAGAUUUCAGAUGUCGUUGCUAGAAUGUCUGUCAUCGAAGCCAAAGAGCCAUCUCCUACUCUCAUUGGAGAGCGUCCUGUUGAUAAUCAGGUUGAUCUUGACGAAGAAAUCCUAGCUGCCCAGUCUAAUAUGAGUGUUGAUGCUUAUCGACAUUGGAAGGCUCUCAAUGAUUACACAUUCCUGGAGAAUUCCUGAAGAGAGCUAUGUCCUAGGCUUGGCUCUAAGCUUCAAACUUUCUUCCGGAGUCGCCUUUAUUGUGGGCUUUUGCGUUGAUUUAACUCGGGGGCAUUGUUAUCAGACACAGGCAUUGUGUUUUCUUACUUUAUACUCACACCUACAUUUGCUAAUUUCAUUAUAUCGACAGAGGAUUUCGAGUGAAUACGACUCUUUUCCUUUUCUCAUUCAACUCGCUACUCUCGGUCGAAAGGAUGGACAAGAUUAAGAUGGAUUUUACUUUGUUGAUUUGCAAGUUGGCUCUGCUUUAAGCACGGCACGUUUUUCCUCCUUUGCCAGGAGCAUAUUUUGAGGGAGAUAUUGGGUUUCUAGGAAUGCGAUAGGGAGGAUAUGAUAUCAUAGGGAGAACUAGGAGAAAGGAAAAGUGCAGAAUCAACGAUCAUAGCUGCGGCUAUUCCAGAGUUUGCUAUUCAAUGCAAUAUCCCA